Molecule: messenger RNA, 1005 nt
Organism: Trifolium pratense (red clover)
Lineage: Eukaryota; Viridiplantae; Streptophyta; Magnoliopsida; Fabales; Fabaceae
Product: phosphatidyl-N-methylethanolamine N-methyltransferase-like
Exons: 2
Coding region: 167-661 (164 amino acids)
Biological process (GO): phosphatidylcholine biosynthetic process
Molecular function (GO): S-adenosylmethionine-dependent methyltransferase activity
Source: RefSeq, a predicted model, not a curated record
UAUAAUUUUAUUAAAAAAAGAACAUGUUAUUUGUUUCUGUCAACAAAAUCAUCAGUAUGAGCUAAAGAGUGUGCUGUAGAUCCGUGACCCUCUUUUCCAGGAGUAACCAGAAUCAAAAUCAAAAUCCAUAAUUGAACAAGCAAAGAUUUUUUUCCACUACAGUGUAAUGGGUAUUAUUGCAGCUAUUGGAGUGUUAUCCCCAUUUCCAUUUUACUAUUACCUAUGGAAUUGGCCUCAAUCAUGGGUAGAUUUUUGUGGUAAAGGAAGAGACCCUUCAAAGAUUAUGGCUUAUGUUGCUCAUUUGUUGAAGAUAAUUCAGUUCAUUUCACUCUUUUAUGUCUCUUCUUUUCAUUGGCCGCCUCCUUUUUACUUUUGGCCCCUUUUUGCAUUUGGACAGUUCCUUAACUUUAGAGUUUAUCAGCUGCUUGGUGAGGCCGGCACAUACUAUGGUGUGCGCUUCGGAAAAACGAUUCCCUGGGUAACCGAAUUCCCUUUUGGAGUCAUCAGUGAUCCGCAGUACGUUGGCAGCAUCAUGAGUCUUCUUGGAUGCCUUUCAUGGGUUCCUUUUCAGUACAUUCUCCUGUGGAUUAUAGGGUAUGUGUUUAUGAUGCGCGUGGAAUCGAACGAAGAUCAAUCAACUCGUGCGAAGCCACUCAAUUGAUUUAGCAUGUGUUUGGAUGCACAUGCCUCUUAAUUUGCACGUCCUGAGGCACUUUGGACGUGAAGAUGAAGAAGCCACAAUAUGUAGCUUCUUGGUGGACGCAAGUUUAGGCCAAACAUGGUCGUGGUUCGAAACGAGCAAUUAAUUUCAGUAGAUUAGAUAUAAACUAAUGUUAAGAAUGUUAUUUUUAAAUGUUAAGGAACUCCUUUUUGUGUAAAACUUUGUAAGUGAUGUUUCAUAAAAUUAAGAUUCGAAUGGCAAAAACAAUUUAGGUAUGUUGCUAAUUUUAAGGAACAUAUUAGAGCAUCCACAAUGGUGGGUGUUUCAAAUGGUGGCUUUGAAAA